AUGGACGCCAAAGCCAGCCGUGAGGACUGUGUUUACAUGGCAAAGCUCAGUGAACAGAGCGAACGCUAUGAAGACAUGGUUAAAACCAUGAAGCAGGUGGCAGAAAUGAAUGCAGAACUCAACGUUGAGGAGAGGAAUUUACUGUCAGUGGCCUACAAAAACGUAGUUGGCGCUCGUAGAAACGCUUGGCGGAUAAUUAGCAGCAUCGAACAGAAACAAGAGCAGAAGGGCGGCACGAAAUCUAAGGUUAUGGAGAUGGCCAGGACUAACAUCGAAAAGGAACUCAGGGAAAUCUGUAAGGAGAUCCUCGACCUUCUUGAUAAGACUCUCAUUCCCAAGGCCUCGACGCAUGAAACAAAGGUCUUCUAUCUGAAAAUGAAGGGUGAUUACUAUCGCUAUGUUGCCGAAUUCGGAGUCGGUGAAGAGCGCCAGGAGGCGUCCGAGAAGAGUCUUGUUGGCUACAAAGAGGCAUUUGAAAUCGCCAAGGAACUUAGCUGCACUCACCCAAUCCGUCUUGGCCUUGCCUUGAACUUUUCCGUGUUCUACUACGAAAUUAUGAACAGUCCGGAAAGAGCCUGCAAGCUCGCUAAGUCUGCGUUUGAUGAUGCAGUUGCUGGACUUGACACCCUGUCAGAGGAAAGCUACAAAGAUUCCACUCUGAUCAUGCAGCUCCUUCGUGACAAUUUGGCUCUCUGGACCGCGGAAGCUUCUGGUGAAGGUUAG
Messenger RNA from Dibothriocephalus latus, 723 nucleotides. Lineage: Eukaryota; Metazoa; Platyhelminthes; Cestoda; Diphyllobothriidea; Diphyllobothriidae. The record is from the annotation of a GenBank genome assembly.